This is a messenger RNA of Hydra vulgaris (swiftwater hydra), 2420 nucleotides long. The record is from RefSeq and is a predicted model, not a curated record. NCBI's taxonomy places the organism in Eukaryota, Metazoa, Cnidaria, Hydrozoa, Anthoathecata, Hydridae.
UGUCUAAUUUUUAGAGUUUACAGUUAAAAAUUUUAAUUUUAAAGUUCACCAAAUAAAAUGUCUAAUAUACUAGAGAAAAAAGGAAAAGGAAAGCUUGAUGAUACUAUUCCUUUAAAAUGUUUCAUUGAAAAUUUUUUAAAUGUUGAUGAUCAUACAGAGUUUAUUCUGAGAGUUCAAAGAGGUGAAAAUACUGAUAACAGCUGGAAGGUACAACAUCGGUACAAUGAUUUUGCUACACUUCAUGCUUCACUCACUAUGAAUUUGAGCGGUACAGAGCUUGUUUUACCUCCAAAAAAAAAGUUUGGAAAUAUGGAUAGCACAUUUUUACAUGAACGACGCGUUGCUUUGCAGGAAUUUAUGAAUAGUGUUCUUUCUGGUUUCUUUUCACAACAUAUAGCAGUUAAAAAAUUUUUAGAUCCAUUAAAUUAUUCUGACGAAAUUGAUAGGGUUGCUCAGCAACAAGCUGCAAUGUUUUUUCGUUCUGAACCAAAGUGGGAAUUGCAAGAAAAUUUAAAAGAUAUAGGUUGGAGGUUAAGGAAAAACUAUUUUGCUGUAAAAUCUAAAGAUAGCGCUAUUAAAAAAAAGUUUCUUUUAUCUUGGGUUGAACAUGGACCUGAUAUGAAUCUUGAUUAUGAAACUACUUUGUUGGCGCUAUUGCAGCUUCUAACGUCCUUACAGCAUCCAUAUAUCUACCCUGUAAAUUAUGCAUCAUGCACAGAUAAAGGAUCAACAGUGGUAAGAAGUUUGCAUCCAACAGGUUCACUCCGGGAUCUUAUCUUCAAGUCAAAACCUACUCAACCCUUUGUAAAAAAAUAUGGAAUCUUGAAACCUAGAGCAGGUUUGGAAAUAGCUGAUAUACAAAGAAUUGGUCGCCACAUUUUAGAAGCUUUGAAGUUAUUUAGAGAUGUUGGUUGGCCUUUUGGACAUUUACAUGCUGGCAAUGUCAUUGUGGAUGGGCAGCAAACAUGGUUGUUUGAUAUUGAAAAUGGAAUCUUAGGUUUGCCAUCAGCAUAUCGUUCUUACAUGAUGGAAUUGAAAUGUGUUAAGAAUAUGGAAUCAAUGAAUGUUUAUUGCUUUGGACACUUGCUCUAUGAAAUGACAUUUGGUGUUUGGUUACAGAGUGCUACAGUAGUGAAUAUACCUGAAAAUUGUCCCUUACCUAUAAAAAAUAUUUUACUUUCAAUAUUAAAUACAAAAUCAACAAAAUCUGUUCUACCAUCCAUUGAUGAUCUUAUAGCUCAACCAUUCUUUAAUCAAGUGGUUAUUGAACCAUGCAAAUCAUCUUUUAAAGUAAGUAAAUUUAAAGAUUCUUUAGUUCAAGUUCAAAACAGCAUUGAAACAAGGCUACGAGAUGAUCAAAGAAAGCUACGUCAAUUCAAUCGUUUGACAAAAGCAAGAUCAAAUCUACUUUCUGAAGAAGAAAAAAAGAAAAGAAAGAAAUCGUCGAAUAAAAAAACCUCAGUGACGACAUCUUCAACUGUAAAUGGAGAGUCAAUUGGUAAACAGACUACUGAAACCACAGGAACAGUUGGUAAUGUGAACACUGGAACUAUAAAUGGAAGCGUUCCAAGAGUCCAGCAAAAUCCUACCAUCAACUCAGCUACUGGUUUAACCAAUAGUGUAACUAAUUCAACUCCUAAUGGAAUUGCUUCCAGACCUCAGCAGAACGUUGUCAAUAGUUCAGUUUCUACUGUGAAUUCGAAUCCCAAUCUAAAUUCGUCAGCACCUGCUGGGCGAGGAGCUUUGUUGUCAUCCAUAAGUACGUUUGGUAAGGGUAACUUAAAAAAAUGUAAAACAAACGACAGAAGUGCACCCAUUGUAUGAGUCAAUUGAUUUUUUAUUCUGUCUAAUUGUUUCGCUUGUUUCUUCAAAAAUCGUUCUGAUUUUUUCUAAACAAUUGUUUUUAAUUUUUUUGUUUUUUUUUUUGCUUUUGCUUUUUUUUUCUUACUUUAUUUGCAAACAUUUUAGUUAAAUUAUUUUUUAUAAUCUAGAUACUUGAAUAAGGAGUAUAAUUUGAGUUCUUAUAAUUAUUAUAAUUUAUAAUAGUUAUAUAAUUAUUAUAAUUUAAUUAAAAAGGAAAUUUUGUGCGUAAAUUUGAAAUGUGUUUUUAGAGAUGUUUUCUAUGAAUAAUUUCUAAAUGAUUGAUUUUUAAUUAUUUAACUUUUAUAUAAUUUCUUUAUUUAAUUUUUUUGUAACAUAUUCAUUUUAUAUGAUUUAAAGAUUUAACUUGUUUUGUUGUUGCUGGGAAACAGCUCAGUUGGUUAAAGCGCUGCUAAAAAUUUCGGAAUAAUUAUUGGUCAUAGCAGCAUGAUUGAAGGUUCAGAUCCCGGUUCCGUAAAAUAGUAGUACUUCGGUGCGAAGGGAACUUGUCUCGAUUAGCUCUGCUACUACGAUGUUUCGUAAAUAAAUAUUUUAGACGA